This is a messenger RNA of Amphibalanus amphitrite, 1086 nucleotides long. RefSeq names its product ankyrin repeat and LEM domain-containing protein 2-like. NCBI's taxonomy places the organism in Eukaryota, Metazoa, Arthropoda, Thecostraca, Balanomorpha, Balanidae. The transcript has 7 exons. The annotation marks the transcript as partial. The record is from RefSeq and is a predicted model, not a curated record. Gene Ontology annotation, molecular function: protein phosphatase 2A binding. Gene Ontology annotation, cellular component: endoplasmic reticulum. Gene Ontology annotation, biological process: negative regulation of phosphorylation.
AAAAUAGACGUGACAGAGCCGUAAAGGGAAUUUAAAUUGAGAAUAAUUGCAAUUGAGGCCUAGUAUGUGUGUGUUUUGACAUACGAUUGCAUUUUCAGCUGAAAAUAUAGAGCGAAGAUGAGUGAAGACACCGUGAAUUCAAAUGGUCCCAGAAUGCCCACGACAUUCUAUGGGAUUAACCUGAGACUGGCCGAGGGUCUCCAAAGGCCUGAUGGUGUUCCUCUGUACUGCACCUCCAUCCAGGAGGUGCAGGCGGUCAUGAAGGCCAACAAGACGGCCCGCUUCAAGUCGUUCAGCAGCCAGGCGGAGGCGGAGGCGUUCAGUCGGCUGGCGGCGGACCCCGGCGAGGGAGCCGCCCCUCCGGCCGCACCCUCCCCGUCCGCCGCCGCCGCGGCCACCGGCGCCGGCGGGGAGAAACCUUCACCGUACAAAAAUCCCUCCAGACCGGACUUUCAGGAGUUCCGCAAGCUGGUCGAAUCUGGCGACGAGCGCGGCGUGGUGGCGGCAGUGGCGCGCAACCCGCGCUACCUGAUCAGCAGCGGCGACACGCCGGCCCUGCUGCGUGAAGGGCCGCGCCACAAUUCCCUUCAUCUGGCAGCGCUGCGCGGACGGGACGCCGUGUGUAGGACGCUGCUGGAGCUGGUGGGCGAUCCGCGGCUCUUUCAGAGACUGUACCCCGAUGAUGCGCCCGAGGUGGCGGCCGGCCGGUCCGAGUACAUGCUGGACCUGUACCUGAACAUGCCGACCAAGGGGACGUUCGAGACGCCACUGCACCUGGCCGCCAAACAGGGUCACCUGGAGACGGUCCGCGCGCUGGUGCAGCACCCCGCCUGCAAGCGCGACCUCACCAACAAGUUUGGAGAGACGCCCGAGCAGGUGGCCUGUCAGCAGUACUCUGGACCAGAUAAGGACGGACUGCGGCGGCAGAUGGGCUUCCUGCUGCAGGAGCCCUUCUAUGUACAGGUGCUGGCCGAGGCGGACGGCUCAGGUGCACCGGUUCUGGCUCCGCCGUGUUCGCCACAUCAGGAGCGACAGAGGGGUAACAGCGCGCCGGGGACGCCCAGUACACCGCAGUCGCCGCUACUG